AUGUCAGAAGAAAACGGCAAGCGCAAAGCCGAGGAGGAGCCAUCAUCUCCUACUCCAUCUAAGCGCAUCAAGCAGGAUGAUUCCGCCGAACCACCGGAAAAGAAGCCCGAAGUCAAACGAAUCCCAUUCCCUGAAAAGCCUGCUGUCAUCGAAGAGCGCAAUGGUGAAAUCGAGUUUCGAGUAGUCAACAACGAUAAUGAGCGCGAAGCACUUAUCAUUUUGACCGGCCUUAAAUGUAUCUUUCAGAAACAACUCCCGAAAAUGCCCAAGGAUUAUAUCGCUCGACUUGUAUACGACCGAACCCAUCUGUCCAUCGCCAUUGUCAAGAAGCCCCUGGAAGUUGUUGGUGGAAUCACAUAUCGCCCAUUCAAAGGACGCCGUUUCGCCGAAAUUGUGUUCUGUGCCAUCAGCUCUGAUCAGCAAGUCAAGGGAUACGGUGCUCAUCUUAUGUCUCACUUGAAAGACUAUGUUAAAGCGACAAGCGACGUGAUGCAUUUCUUGACGUAUGCCGACAACUAUGCGAUUGGAUACUUUAAGAAACAGGGCUUCACCAAAGAGAUUACCCUCGACAAGAAGGUAUGGAUGGGUUACAUCAAGGAUUAUGAAGGUGGUACCAUUAUGCAGUGUUCUAUGCUGCCACGGAUCCGCUAUCUCGAGAUGGGUCGCAUGCUCCUUAAGCAGAAAGAAUGUGUCCAAGCAAAGAUUCGAGCGUACUCCAAAUCCCACAACAUUCAUGCCCCUCCGAAAGAGUGGAAGAAUGGAAUUACAGAAAUCAACCCUCUGGAUAUUCCGGCUAUUCGAGCAUCAGGAUGGUCACCCGAUAUGGACGAACUAGCGCGUCAACCUCGCCAUGGACCCAACUACAACCAACUUCUUCAUCUAUUGAACGAUCUUCAGAACCACAACUCAGCCUGGCCAUUCCUGGUACCCGUUAAUCGCGACGACGUGGCCGAUUACUACGAUGUAAUCAAGGAACCCAUGGAUUUGAGUACUAUGGAGAGCAAGCUCGAGGCCGACCAGUACCUCACGCCUGAGGAUUUCAUCAGAGACGCCAAGUUGGUUUUCGACAACUGCCGGAAGUACAAUAACGAGAGUACUCCAUACGCAAAGUCGGCCAACAAGCUUGAAAAGUUUAUGUGGCAGCAGAUUAAAGCGAUUCCCGAGUGGUCUCACCUGGAGCCUGAGAAAUAG
Fusarium poae is the source of this 1191-nucleotide messenger RNA. RefSeq names its product histone acetyltransferase (gene GCN5). The coding region runs from base 1 to 1191 and encodes 396 amino acids. The record is from RefSeq and is a predicted model, not a curated record. The transcript is spliced from 3 exons. Gene Ontology annotation, molecular function: protein binding; histone H3 acetyltransferase activity. NCBI's taxonomy places the organism in Eukaryota, Fungi, Ascomycota, Sordariomycetes, Hypocreales, Nectriaceae. Gene Ontology annotation, cellular component: histone acetyltransferase complex. Gene Ontology annotation, biological process: chromatin remodeling; positive regulation of transcription by RNA polymerase II.